Bicyclus anynana (squinting bush brown) is the source of this 2598-nucleotide messenger RNA. RefSeq names its product transmembrane protein 231. Gene Ontology annotation, biological process: regulation of protein localization; cilium assembly. Lineage: Eukaryota; Metazoa; Arthropoda; Insecta; Lepidoptera; Nymphalidae. The transcript is spliced from 5 exons. Gene Ontology annotation, cellular component: ciliary membrane; ciliary transition zone. The record is from RefSeq and is a predicted model, not a curated record. Bases 150 to 1073 code for a protein of 307 amino acids.
AUGUCAAACUUGAGAUUAUGAAAUGCAUGUAGAAAUUAUUGGAAAUAAUAUUAAUUUUCUUAGUUUCUGAAUAGAUAGAGUGUUUAAACAUUUAUGUAGCCCAGAAGAGUUAUGUGAUACUACUAUGUAAUGCGAUAUUUUAUGUUAUAAUGGCUCUGUACAAAACUUUUAGUUAUAGCGUCGAAGUGCAGUAUAAAAGUCGUUUACUAUCAAAAGCGACGUUGUUUACAGUAACAACAACAAUACUAACCGUUAUUCUGCCAUUUAUUGUAGCUUACAGAGGAAGAGGAUUUUGGUUGAAAUCCUCAUACUUCUAUGAACAACCACUAGUGCACUCAACUUAUGAUUAUUUACUAAUAGCAGAGACAGAUGACCCUAGUGUUAAUAUAAUAUGUGGUGAUGCAGCAGCUCUUGAAGAGGAGGUUAUAGAUGAAGAAAAUUGUGUUGAAAUUCAGAUACAAGAAGAUGAUAUUAAUGAAGACGGAAAAAAUGAUAUUCUUAAAUUUAAGUAUAACAUAAUUGUUCCAAAGAAUAGAUUUAUAAGUUCUAUAAUUUUAAUUUUAGGGAUAGACUUCCAAAUCAAGAAUGUUUGCCCUUUGCAAAUGCAAAGUCUAGCAGUUAUAACCAAAGAAUUCAGUGGUCUACCAAGUGGAUACAAAUACUAUGGCAACUUAGAAAUUUACCAAAACCAGCAAUUACCAUGUUUGCGUAAUAUAUUGGAUAUUUCACAUAACUCCUCGCUCUUUUAUCAUGAGGGUGACAAUUCCAAAAAUAUAGUAGACUUUAUAUUAGAAGAAUAUUUGGGAAGAGAUGUUACAACAAUAGCCAAUCCAAUGUUUUCCAGAACACAAAAUGGUCAAACUGGUACCAUGGAGCUAAGUAUUACUCUAAGAAUCUCAGAAAUGGAAUUUCGAUAUACUCCUAGUAUUAUACAAGAACUGAAAUGGGCGUGGCCACAGUACCUGUCACUUCUUUUUAUUUUCCACUGGCUGUUUGAAAGAAUAAGAAAAUUUGUCUUCAGAAAUCGCCUUCUGAUGGCUUGGGAGAUAAUUCCGUGGAGGAAAAGGGACUAGUCAUUAUUUUAAGAAACAGAUUAUGUUAAAACGAUUGUGGUUCUCAGUUCAAACAAGCGCUUUUUUUUUCAAUAGUAGAUAGAUAUAGUCGACUUAGAGCAGUAUUAAUGUGGUACCUGAUGAUUCUUGUCUAUAAUUUUAAUAAAAAUUAUUUAUUAAGUCAAGAUUUGAAGUUUGUUAACCUUAAUGAAUUGAGGACAAGUUAGUGGCGCAUUAUUCUUCGAUAUAUGGGUGUAAAACGGACAACAACACCAAUUGAAAAUCAUCGCACGCGCCGUAAGCCACAAAGUUCUAUUACAAUCUCUUCAUGAUUCACGAAAGUAAAGGAAUUGGGAAACGAAGUAAACAAUCUAAUCUAAUAAAUAUAAAGCUAGAAUGCAGUUUAGAACUUUCUGGAAUAUGUAAAGAUCAAGAAGGAGGAAAGAGAAUGGGAGGUAAAAAAGACCCGCGACAUUGGUGGUAGGCUUUAUGGCAGAGACACCAGUGUUUAGAAGGUAGGAUGGGUUUUUAGGCGGUCCGGCACUGCCCAACCCAGGUAAUAAUGGGCUAUCACAGUGACCUAUUUGUGUAGUAGUAGCAGCAUAAGAAGGACCCUGUAGUGGGCCAUUGAAAUAGACUAUUGUCUGGCAAGUUCGUUGAUAACACUCCCAUGAUAUGCGGGCGACAGGGGAAAAGACUGCGCAGUCUUUUCCCCUGUCGCCGCGGCGCGGGUGUAAAGUCGUGCGUGCGGGCAAGUGACGUGCGCCAGUCGUGGGUUUUUCAUUUAUCGCCCACACCCUCCGGCCCGCGCCGAACAUCAGCAGUGUUACGAGCGACAUGGCCAAGUUAUAAUAAUGGAGCUGAACUAUUCUUUAUAUGUCUCAUGAAAAAAUAAUCAAAUAAACAACAGUAUUUAUUUAACAUAAUUAUCUAUUACUUAUCUAAAUAAUAUACAUUUAUCUACAGGUUGACUUCAUAUGUAAUACAUAUUCUAGGGCUAUUUACUGUGUCAGAGUUAAUGUAGGCAACUGUUGGCUGCCAAACUCUGGUUUUCCAGUAUCUAGAAAUCCACGGUUGUCUUCAAUGAUGAAAGUUUUACCACUGUAGUCAUCCAGUUGUACUAAUAAAUAUCUGCAGUCAUAAUUUCCAUAUUCAUUCUGUAAGAAAGAUAAAUUAAAUGUUUACUACAUAAUAUAGUAUACAAUUUUUUAUAGUUGUCUGUUGAUAGGUUUCCUACAAAUUUUAUUUUGACUACUAGGGAUGUUUGAAGAUAUAUAUUGAUAUCUUCCAAGUAUGAUUGAUAAAGGGAUUGGAUGAUCAGAAAAUAGACCAUUUGAUCAGAUAUUUUUGAGUUGUAUAAUAAUUUGAAUUGUUUGUUAUUCAAGUAACACAAAGUUAUUAUCUAGAUUUUUGUGUAUUUAAGUCUAAAUUGGUAUAAUAAAUACUCAAGAGCUGAUAAAUAGUUUAAAGACAUUAUUUAUAUGACAAAUUCUGUGUGUAUAAGUGUAUUAAUAUAAUUUAAUAAAAGUAAAAGUUCAAAAUGAAA